AUGUAUACUUCGAUCGUAGGAACAACUCCACCUGUAUCAAAUGCUAGUCGAAGAGGAAAUGCAACGCAAGAGCAAUCUAGAGUACGGUUACAGGCGGUAACAACAGAAAUGGUCGAGACGGUUUGUGCUAUGUUUCCAAACAUCCCACCCGCUGCAAUUCGGUUUGAUCUUCAGAAAACAGGGUCGGUUGAAGUAACGUGUGAUAAUAUAUUGAGAGACGGUGGAUUACCGCUGCCUCCUCCAUCGAUAGCUCCAAUUGUUCCGAUUCAAUCUCCCACCUUAAACGCAUCUACAUCGGCGAGCUCUUCCUCUUCUGCGAUAAAUAAUAAUAACACUCAGACUCACCAAUCCCUUGUUCAUCGAUACAAACUUCAUGAAGCCGUCGCUAAAGAUGUCAUUCCAGAUGAGCCUCCCAAACAGUGGGAAGUCACGUCUGAAAAGCGACAUCAAUUGUUACAAAAAAGAAAAGAGGCGAUGGUCUUGCAGGCAAGAAAACGAUAUUUGGAACAGCAAUUAAAGAAACAAGAGGAAUCACAAGUAAAAGACCAAGUGUCAACUUCGUCACCAUCAAAUUUUCAAUUCACAUCAUCCACCACGAAAAUAUUACAAUCAAAUGAAUUAGAAGACUGCACAGACACAGAUCAACAACAAUUAAGUCCUGAAGCACGUCGACAAAAAUUAUUGCAAGCUGCCGAAUUGCGAAUGGGCUUUG
Messenger RNA from Ambispora gerdemannii, 712 nucleotides. Lineage: Eukaryota; Fungi; Glomeromycota; Glomeromycetes; Archaeosporales; Ambisporaceae. The record is from the annotation of a GenBank genome assembly.